AUGUCAACACGAAUCAGAAGAAGAAUAACGUCGCUGCGAAGGGAUGAAAUUGAAAAAGAGCAGGAGGAGCAAAGCCAUCAAAUUAUCCGACCAUUUGAAAACGUUCAUGGUUUGCCUGUAUCAUACACUGCUUCGUCCCAGUCAAGUUUCCUCAAUCAACCACUUACGAUCAAAGAUACCGCAGUGCUUUACUUGUCAUUGAUCAGGUCGAGGUCGAACUAUUUGAAAUUGUGUCCAAUGUUUCAGUUGUAUUGGGUUAAACAGUCGAGUUACGUAAGGAAGUUGAUGGAACAGGACAAGCCUAUACCAGGCCAUUUGAAAAGGGACGACAUAUAUGCCGAUAGAUCCUGUGUUUUAAAUAAUGAUAUCAAUGCGAGAGACAUAAUGGUCAAAUUACUAGAGUGUGGUUUGACCAUGGGGGUCCACUUUUUCGAAAUCAGAGUCUUCAUUGCCAAAGACGAGCGAAGUGAUACCAAAGAAGAAAAAGAAAGAAUGAAGCGAGAACGGGCCGAGAAGAAGGCACAAAGGGAACAGGAGAAGCUAGAGAGGAAGGUACAAAGGGAGAAAGAAAUGAAGGAGAGAGAAGAACGAAGGAUUCAGAAGGAGAAUGAGAAGAGGGAGAAUUCGAUGAAGAAAAACGAUGAACAGAGCCAGGUGAAAUCCAGCAAUACGAACAGUGGUACUACGGGAGCAAAAUCAGAAAAGUCCAAAAGUUCGGUUAAGGUCUCCAAAACGGCCACGAAGGAUAAGAAAGCUGAGAAAACUAUAAAAGAGGAAGGGGAUUUCAAGUCCAUGUCAAAGUCACAAGUACCAUCUGCUCCAAGUAAAACUAGUCAAGGUGAUUUACAGUCAUCUGACAACCAAAGAAUGAUCACCAAUCUUAAUUACAUAGGUUCAAAAAACAAGGAUUUCAACGAUUUGAUGAAUGAGGUCGCAGGUGGGCGGGCUACGCCUGAUCAGAUUACCCUUUUCCAAAAGUAUAUUAGAGAAGCGAAAACCUUGGGACCUCCGCCUCAUAGUGAAAGCGUCAUUUCAGAGUUAAUUCAGAGAAUUGACAAGGAAACGCUUGAGGAAAUACAACAGAAGAAUAAUUUGAGUGUUGUCAAUACACAAUCGGGAUUGAGUGGUGUUUCGAGGCUGCAUACGCCACAAACAAAGAUCUCUUCUUCUACGGGUCAAAACAAACAAGGUGAGACAACUACCCAAAAUAUCAAAGUACAAGAACCCCCCUUUGAUUCUGGAGCGCAGGGCGAGGAUUUGGGUUCAAAAAUAACCUCUCAUGAAAAAUCAAUUGCAACUGAUGUACCUGUCAAAAGUGGACGCGAAGAACUAAUGACCCAUAUGGAUGGUCUGAGAAACUCCACUGAACCGGUAUAUCCACACGACAAGAGGAAAAAAAUAUUGAAAAAAGAUAUACCCAAGGACCAAAAAUUGACCGCAUUUCAAGAAAAGUAUCUAUUCAAUGCUACUGUUUUAUUUGAAUUUCUUGAAACCCCCAAUGUUCGAUUUCGAUUCCCAAAAUGUGCAAUUUGUGAAGUCAUACAACCUUCAACUCUGAUAAACUCUGAAAAUGGUGAUAACUCAGACAAUAAAGACAUUCUUGUGAGUUUCAUGUGGAUUCAUAAUCAGAAAGCUGUGGAGAAGUACGAGCUGGAUUUAAAACAAUAUGAGGCAAAAAUCAAAGAGCAGGAGGAAGCAGAGAGGAAAGUGCAGGAACUGGAAAAAGAACAAAUCAAGGUUGAAUUGGAAGAGAGAGAGGAGUUAAAGGAGAAACCGCACGAAGAAAACACUGUAGAUAUAAAUGAAAAGUUUGCGGAAGAAGAUAACCCUACUUCUAUCGAAGAUUCAUCUAUGAAAGACAUACGAGAAGAGGAAACCAAUAACGCUGAUGAGGAAAAAAUUGAAGAACACUCGGUGCCUGCAAAAAGACGCGCACCCCCACCACGGAGGGGUAAAAAGAAACGGAAGGGACCUGGACCGAAGAAAGCUGCUUCUAAGGCUUUGAUUCCCCCAGAGGAGCCAAUUUAUUCGUAUUCGAGCAUUUCUUUCACUAUUCAUGGAAUUCCUAGCAAGCUCGUACCGAUAUUUGUCAAUAGUUUUGAUCCAGUUGACAAAGUGAGAGCAAAAAUGCAGCACAUAAUAGAGACUGGGAAUCGAAUCAGUCCUUACCAACUUUGGUACCAAGUUGAUGGGAAACUAGAUGCAGACUUGGCUGAAAGUGCAAGAGUAUCUUUGAAUCAGGAAGAAAAGAAAAUGAGUGGAAUUCCAACCAUUCAAGAGAAGCUGGAGCCAAAGAAAUAUCCCAAGAAGAAAAAGGCCAAGGAGUCGGAUUCUAGCAAACACACGGACCCAGUCGAUUCAGUGGUAGUGAAAUCAGAGCCUACCGAAAACGAAUCUCAAGUAGCCCAAUAA
This is a messenger RNA of Lodderomyces parapsilosis, 2412 nucleotides long. RefSeq lists its product as uncharacterized. Gene Ontology annotation, cellular component: Swr1 complex. Gene Ontology annotation, molecular function: ATP-dependent H2AZ histone chaperone activity. The coding region runs from base 1 to 2412 and encodes 803 amino acids. Gene Ontology annotation, biological process: chromatin remodeling. NCBI's taxonomy places the organism in Eukaryota, Fungi, Ascomycota, Pichiomycetes, Serinales, Debaryomycetaceae. The record is from RefSeq and is a predicted model, not a curated record. The transcript has a single exon.